AUGGUCAAAAGGCUAUACCUCACCCGCCACGGCCAGGCAGAGCACAAUGCGGCGUCCGACUGGUCCAUCCCAGAUGCUAAGCUCACUACUCUCGGUCAACAACAAGCCCAGGAACUUAACGAGCUAACCAAAAACACCUUCCAACGCACCGCCCAACUCCUCGUUUGCUCCCUUCACCUCCGAACACUAGAAACGAUGCUACUCGCCUAUCCUUCACUCAGGGCACGGCUCGAAUCAGAAGGCAAAUCAGUUAUCAUCUCGGAUCUUCUCCAAGAGGUCAAUGCCACGCCGUGCGAUGUGCCCACGCACCCUCCAUCGGCGAUCCAGGAGGCGUUAGGGGGUAUGUUCAAGGAUCUGGAUCUUUCGGGGUUGGGUGAAGGGUAUGCGAGCAAGAAGGGGAUUUGGGAUCCGGUGAAUGUUGUGGAGAGGGCGAAGAGGAUCGUCGUCAUUGCGCAUCGGGGGAUAUUGAGGUACCUGGUAGAUGGGUGUCUAUCGCAAAGGCCGUGGAGGAACGGAGAAGUCAAGGUCUUCACGUUCGAGGAGGGAUCGCACGAGCUCGUCGAGGGCGGCCUGGUCUCCACGCCGGCCAACGACGACCUCAUGCACGAGCAGAUGCCCGAGUUCCAGCAACUCUGGAACCCUUUCGCAUAUUUCGAUCGUCAAUUCCAGAAGACAUUCUCCUCUCUCUCGGCACCUCAAACCAAGCGCAAGCGCUCCGUGGUGGAUUGUGGGACCCCUCCAAACCCUCUCCCGGCGGAGCUGUGGGCUGAAGUAGCGUGUCAUCUCCGCAGACCGCUACCGAGGCCGACAGGGAGGAAUGAGCAGGCGUCCAUCAGGCAAGGGGAUCUAGCGUCUCUGAUGCAGGUGUCAAAAUCCUUCAACAACCUCGUCGCUCCCCUCCUCUCCACUGUCGUCAUCGCCGACGACCUCCCCUUCUCCGCGUCCAAGCGGCAGCUCCUCAGCCGGACGGAACGGCUCUUUCUGGAGUACAAGGACAAGGGAGAGCCAGCUUACUCUUCCUUGAUGGUGAAUGGGGACUUUAGGCUGUUCAGCCCGGGCAAGCUCGAGCUGGCAGACCACCCACGCUCGACGUCUAACCCCGGAUGGCCGAAGCCAUUACCGCGGGCAUCAACCUCUUCAUGUUUCCCUACCUUCCUAUGUGCUGCUCUCGCGCGCGAUGCGGCCGCCUCACCUACGUCUCAACCCUCUGGUCCAAUCUAUCCUCGAGGAACUGCUCAAGGGUCAUACGGGGCCUCGGUGUACGUCCACCGCGCGCACAUUGAGGGGAACGGAUCGGUCGGCUCGGUCCCGCUCGUUGCCGGCGGCGAUGCCAGGUGGUACUUCCAGUACGAUCUCAUUCCCCACAACCGCAACCUCAUCCAAGGCAUCGACAAGGUUGCAGAUCUUGUCGAGCGCAUGCUUUGGAUCAGGUAA
Dioszegia hungarica is the source of this 1434-nucleotide messenger RNA. Its product is annotated as histidine phosphatase superfamily. NCBI's taxonomy places the organism in Eukaryota, Fungi, Basidiomycota, Tremellomycetes, Tremellales, Bulleribasidiaceae. Gene Ontology annotation, molecular function: phosphatase activity. Bases 1 to 1434 code for a protein of 477 amino acids. Gene Ontology annotation, cellular component: cytoplasm. The transcript has 10 exons. The record is from RefSeq and is a predicted model, not a curated record.